This is a messenger RNA of Schistosoma bovis, 1504 nucleotides long. NCBI's taxonomy places the organism in Eukaryota, Metazoa, Platyhelminthes, Trematoda, Strigeidida, Schistosomatidae. The record is from the annotation of a GenBank genome assembly.
AUUUGAACCAUCCUGUUAAAUAAAGUUUGUGUCUCGCAGUACCCCGCCAUGCACAAGUGUUUGCGUUUCUCCUGGUCCCCUUGUUUUUAAGUUGUUGUAGAUUAAGUAAUAUACAUCUGGAAAUGGGUGAUCGAUACAAUAUUCAUACCCAGUUAGAACAUUUGCAGUCAAAAUAUGUUGGUACAGGUCAUGCUGAUACCACCAAAUGGGAAUGGCUAACAAACCAACAUAGAGAUAGUUGUGCAUCCUAUCUGGGCCACUUCGACACACUUAACUUGUUUGCUAUAUGCGAAAAUGAGUGCAAGGCGAGAGUUCGAUUUAACCUUCUCGAGAAAAUGCUUCAGCCAUGUGGCCCUCCUCCAGAACGUCCUGAAGCAUAGUUUAAUUUUUAAUUCAAAUACUCCAUAGUGUAUUCCAUCAAACUACAACCUCUAACACUUGGUUUUGCCUGAUAAAACCUAAAUAUACGAAAAACAAGAUCAGAGUUCUUUUUGUGUAGUGUGUUGGGUCGCUGAUCAGGAGAAGCGUCAUUCCCUAUGUAUUCUCGUAUAUGCUGUACCAAUUUCACUUUUAAUCAUCCCAAUAGUUUCAUUACUUAUACGCAAACUCAAUUUCGUUGAUAGUUUGUGAUAUUAUUUGGAGCUUGCAAGAUAGAUUCAGCCAACAAUUUUAUAUAGAUUAGUGAUGUGGAUCAACUGCUAGAAUAACUUUAAUAACCAUUCAGUCAGUUGUUUCGAAAGUAAUCGUUCGAAUCAAAUUAUAAAAUUACUGCGUUCUAUGUUCUUUUUUUCAUGGCAAUAGCAUCUAUGUUUAUGGGAUUACUCGUACUUGUAAUUGUAAUUUGUAAAUAUUUAGAAUCACAGUUCUAGCGUUUUGUCCGGUGGUUCUUCAAUUGGUUUUUGUAACAAGUGACUUAUGUGUUUUACGGAAAACCCAUUUCAAUAGCGAAGGACACCUCACACAAAACGUGUAUUAGACAUAUCUGAUUAAAUAAAAUGACUUCAUCGGAAAACACACGUUGGCUGAGGUGGUUGUAAACCUUUAUUGCGUACUCCGAGUUGGUUGGGAUAAAGCUAAGAGCGGCUAAACAAAGACCGAUAAUUCAUCAAGUCACUGAUUGUUAGUCUGAAGCCUGUUAGAAGGAGCGAGUUACUUGGUUGAGGCCCGGUUAGUAGUUGUAAUCAAUUUCCAAAAUCAUAGAUCGCAACGCAAAAUUGGUUGCGGUUGCUUUCGUUCCCCAUUUAACUGUACAUCUUGAUUUCAUCCCAUGUUUUUCCCUUCCUUUAAAAUUAGUUAUAUUACUCGGUUUUCUGCACAAAUUGGUAUGAUUAUUUUCUUUGAUUCCCAUGUAAAUUAUUUUUCACACUUUUGCUCUAAGGAUUGGCAACGUGAACCAAAACACACCCGUUACAUGUCAUAUUUUAUUAGUGACUGGUUAAGUGUUUUGGCAAUCACACUCUUAUGUGGAAUACAGUAGUAUGAAACAGCGGAAUAUAUACUUACC